AAGUAAGUACUGUAUGACCAGAAAGAACUUUUCUGUGCUACAGACCGUGACAUAAGACUACUAAGAGCGGACUGAUCAAACCUCAGGGUGAAGAAGGCAGGGCGCCAUGCCGGGGUACGCGCCUGAUCUGUUCUUGGACGAUGUCUCCCACUACACUUGUGUUGUGUGCGGGCUUGUUUUGAAACAAGCAUGGCAGACAGACAAGGGUGAUCGGUACUGCAAAACCUGUGAAAGUCAAGAAUAUCCUCAAAGGUUGCGGGCAUACUAUGACAAGGCUACAGACAGGGAGGUACAGGCUCUGCGAGUUCUGUGCACCGAUGACACGUGUCGCUGGUCUGGGCCGCUGAAGGAGUACCAGGACCAUUGUCACAACUGCCAUACACCUCGCCAGCUGUACAACCACUACAUCCAGGGUCUGCAACAGCAGAUCAGCCAAUCGCUACAAGACGUGAAUAACAGGAUCCAACAGUUAUCACGUCAGUCGGAGGCUAGGCCAGCACCUGUGGCUAGAGGAAAUCAUGAGCGGGCUUUGGUACUAGGGGCGCGGGAAGCAUCGCUGGAAGGAAUGCGCAUCCUCACAGUCCUCAAUCGCGAGAUGGAAGAGUGCAGUGGUCGGGUGGAGGCGUUAGAGCAACAGCAUCGCCAAGAAAGGGAGACCUUUAAGACUCUAGAGAAGAAAGUUGAGAGUCUUCAAAGGAUGCUCGUUCAGCAGCAGGUGGCCCUCGCGGAACAAGACCUCCGGAUCCAGACCCUCGAAUUGACCAGCUAUGACGGCAUCCUGACCUGGAAGAUUCCGGAUUUCGCUCACAAGCGCCACGACGCCAUCACGGGGAAGACAGCAAGUUUCUACUCGCCAUGUUUCUUCACCAGCCGUACAGGGUACAAGAUGUGCGCCCGGAUCUACCUGAACGGAGACGGGAUGGGGAAGGGCACUCAUGUCAGCCUGUUCUUCGUCGUCAUGAGGGGUCACUACGAUGGACUUCUACGCUGGCCUUUCAGACAGAAGUUGACCUUCAUGCUCCUGGACCAAAACAAUCACAAGCACGUGACAGACGCGUUCCGUCCUGACCCGACCAGCUCGUCCUUCCAGCGGCCCACCAGUGACAUGAACAUCGCCAGUGGAUGUCCGCUCUUCGUGCCGCUCAGUCAGCUGGACAGUAGCAGCCACGGUUACGUCAGAGGGGACACCAUGUUUCUCAAGAUCAUCGUGGACACUUCGGACCUUUAAGUAUGCAUUCUAAAUGCAAUGAGGUCCAAAGACGGAAUUUCAAUUAAGUUCGAUUAAUUAGGUGCUGUCUGAAAGACCGACCAUCUUGUAUUCCUUAACUGGCAUUUCACUUUCGGUCAGUCCAUGUCCUUGUACUAUUUCGUUAUGAUUUUGAGUUUGACCGCUCUCUUUGGUCCAAUUUGUUUAUACACCCUACCCUUGUCCCAUGUAUGCCCUAUUAACUUACUGUACAUGACUCAAAUACUACAGGAAGGGUUUCUGCACUGUACGGUUGUCUGUUAAAUUCCAUUUCAUCUAUUGGCUGCGGGCACAAAAAGUCACCCCCCUCUCAUGGAUCUAAAUUAUAAUGGAAUCGUCUGUAAACGGCACAGAACAUUGCGUCAGGGAAUUCCCCACCCGGUUCCCCCACAGCUCCGUGCUAUAUGAGCUUAUAAUUCCAGGAGAAAAUCACUCUCCUUUGUGAAUUCGAACAGGCCCAAUCUCUUGGAAGGACGCUAGGAUCUAAAGGUUAGUCUGUCUCCCAUACAGUUGAACUGAUGAUGUUUCAUGCUACACAGAAUAGUAAAUUCACAAUGACCGAUGAAAGAUUGUGUAAUGACAACAUUGGGAUAACAAAGGGAGUUGGUGGUGACUUAAAGCGUGCCUUUUGACUGUAUAUGUUUAUGGCAUACCGCGAGUCUUCUGAGCGACUCUAAUUUCAUACAGAAAUAUGUCGAUUCAGUCGCUCUGAUCUUGUAUGUGUUUAUGGAAAUAUUUAUAUGCGUCUCGGAGCAGUCGCAGAUAGGAGUUGUUGUACAUAUAUUUCUGAACUGUUGUACGGCCCCUCUGCAACCUGACGGCGAUCACGCUGCGACCUCGCUGCGAACUAAAUUGGAUUUGUGUCACUUUUGUUUUCAUAAUUGGAAUAUCACUCAAAAUUUAAACUGUGACUGAAAAAAAGAACAGCAUACAUAGCGAAAAAAGAUUCGUUUUGUACUAUGAAAUUGCAAAGCGUUCGGUCGCAGGUCGGUCGCAGGACGGUCGCGGUGAGGUCUCCGUCCUAAUGGCUUGGAGCUAUAAAGAACCCACGGAAAGAAUCAAGCUUCUUCCUUAGUUACCUGUUGGUGUUACCGCUGCAGGAGGGAAAUGUAAUUUUUCGUAUAAGCUACCAUGGUGGAACUCCAUUUGGGCAUUCAAUCUAUUUACUAGAAGUUAAAGUACCAUGUAUUGAGGGUUCGGGGACCAUAAAUGUAUAUAGUAGUUAACGUUAACCUCCGAGUAGAUCUACUUGGGGCCGGACAAUAUCCAAAAGACUAAACACUAUCUAAUUGACCUCUAAUAGUAUCGAGGCACUGUCUGGAGAUAGCAUAGUUGUAGGCAGAUACGAGUGUUCUGCAACAGUAUGAGAAAAUUGGGACGAACUUGUAACGUAUCGUUUCCAAGGACGGCCAAGCCAACACAGUGUUGUCAUAGGACAACAUGUACCCACAGAUUCAUUCAACAUAGUUGAAUGUAGGGUAGACCAUGGCCAUGUACAGGACACCGGUGUUUCCGUGAAGCACGCUAA
Molecule: messenger RNA, 2774 nt
Organism: Branchiostoma floridae (Florida lancelet)
Lineage: Eukaryota; Metazoa; Chordata; Leptocardii; Amphioxiformes; Branchiostomatidae
Product: TNF receptor-associated factor 2-like
Exons: 6
Coding region: 107-1228 (373 amino acids)
Biological process (GO): regulation of canonical NF-kappaB signal transduction; positive regulation of JNK cascade; regulation of apoptotic process
Molecular function (GO): zinc ion binding; protein binding
Source: RefSeq, a predicted model, not a curated record